Molecule: messenger RNA, 1828 nt
Organism: Fusarium graminearum PH-1
Lineage: Eukaryota; Fungi; Ascomycota; Sordariomycetes; Hypocreales; Nectriaceae
Exons: 4
Coding region: 1-1602 (533 amino acids)
Molecular function (GO): ATP binding; ATP-dependent chromatin remodeler activity
Source: RefSeq, a predicted model, not a curated record
AUGCAGAACUCGCAGGGCUUAUUACCAUCUCAAUUCUGUAUCAGCGCCCUUGGAGCUGACACAACCUCUACAAUUCAACAUCACACCGACCGCAGAGACGAUGCGGGCGAGUCAGAGCAAAACCAGAAUCAGCAAGAUCGCGACGAUGGCGACUCUGACGAAUACGUUCCUGAUGAUAAGAGCGAUACUAGCAGCCCUCACGGAGAGGAGUGUCCUGACACAUUGACCGUGGCGUCGGGCGACGAUGAGCAAGAGGUCACUCAUUUUAUCGACCAACUUCGCGCUGGCAUUGGAAUGAUCUUGGCUGGUCCCCCUGGUCUUGGCAAGACUCUAUCGGCACUUGCCACGAUCGCUGUUUCGACUGCAAAGACCGGAAGCAUCAAAGGUCCUUGUAUCAUCGUCGCUCCUCGUUCGUCUUGCCAACAAUGGAUGGCCGAGAUUGAGACCUUCUUUAAACAUGCGCCUUCCUCUUCAAAACACACUCGCCAAUAUUAUCAAGCCCGCUGCGAAAGCGAGUCCCCUUCCGCUCUCUCACUCCUACAAGACCCCGUCUUGCCCACCAUCUUCAUUAACAUCAUCUUUCAUUCUUACAGAGGGUCACUCAUUCAUCGAAGUAACUCCCUAGGUACUCAUCCUACAAUCGUUACGAUGCCGAUCGGAUUAGGCAUCUACGGCGGUCACCUUCUUGACGAUAGGUGGGAGGGAAACAAAAGCGACAAAGGGAAGAAGCAAACCCCGGAAGAAAAGCUCGUCAACACGGUCGUGGAAAAGAUGAAAGGCAAACUCGAAGAAGAAGCUAAGAAAUUGGCAGCCAAGUCUCCUGCCACAUCCAACAGUAUCAACAUGAAGCCCCUACCUGCAACACCUGCGAACUUGUUUUCUCUAAUGGAUGAGUGGCGAGCCACCCAGUCGCAUCCCAUGAGGAGAGCUGCUUCCUUCUCGUAUGCAGAGCAGCCACCGUACUAUGGACAGCCAUACCCCAGAUCAUCUAGUCGUUUUCGGUAUGAUGAACAGCCCGGUAAGUCUAGAGCCCGUCAAUCCAACCAGGAUUUCUUCUCACAAUGUUUAGAAUACUCUCACGCACCUUACUCCUGGUCAACAAGCGCAUCUCCGUAUUCAGCGGCAUCACCACACGUGCCACCACCCCCAUACACCCAUACAUCCACUUUCAACAACUCCUCAUACCAACCCAGGAUGUCUAGUUCAAUUCCAUACCAGUCCUUCCCAAAUCGACCUCCUUCGCCUUACCAUUCUUACUAUGCACCAUUGGCUACCUCUCGCUAUCCCUCAGAUUUGAAGCACGAGGCUUCUUUCUACACCCCGUCAUACUCCAAGCGUCAUGGGGCGUCGGCCCCUCAGAUUGUUAUAUCCUCAAAGCCCUAUUUGCACUCAAGAUACCCAUCUGGCCACGAAUACCUCCGAACUGAUGUCGGAUUCUACCCAUACAAUCCAGACCCGAACGUCAAUGGACUCGCAUGGCUGUCAAAAAAGGGGUUCGAGACUCAACAGGAUAUCACUGUCAACUUUGAAGACUACGACGGGUUCAUUCGCACCCAUUGCCCUGAUGCUCGACUGUUAGUCCCGUAUCAAGACCUCCCGUGACUAGGUCUGGUGGGACAGAGGAGGAAACCACCAGGAAGACGAUGGAAACCAGUAGGAAAGAGGAGAAGCCUCGUUUAGGCAGCUCGCCGGCGCCGACGGAUGAAAUGAACCAUAUACGGUCUUUUUGUGGUAUUGACACUUGUUGAGUUAGUAUGGGCCUCUUUCAUUAUACCCUAAACGACAGUUCUACAGCAUAUUUUGUCAAUCAUAUCCUAUUCGAAGGCAG